Messenger RNA from Trichomonas vaginalis G3, 1362 nucleotides. RefSeq lists its product as uncharacterized. The transcript has a single exon. NCBI's taxonomy places the organism in Eukaryota, Parabasalia, Trichomonadida, Trichomonadidae. The record is from RefSeq and is a predicted model, not a curated record. The coding region runs from base 1 to 1362 and encodes 453 amino acids.
AUGACUGAAGGACAUGAUACAAGCUAUUAUAAUAGAAUAGCUUUCAUAAUUGAUACUGAAUUCACAGAAGAGAACUUUGAACAAUACAAAUAUUCCUCUUAUAUUGAUGAAUUAAGCAGUUACUUAGCCCAGAAUGACGAAAGAUCAUCACUUUUGCUCUCUUUAUUAUAUGAAUUUGAUAAAAUUCAAAAUAUUUUGAUCUUAAUUCCAAAAUUAUUAGAAGACAUAUUAGAGAAAACACUGAGAUUUAUCCUCUUAUCAUUCAAGCACCAACAAACUCAUGAAAACACUAAUUCAAUAUCGGAAACUGCCUUUUUCGUAUCCAAACUGCUUCUCAAUGAUAUCAAUCAACAAUGCAAAUGUAUUAUUUAUGAAAUUUUAUCGAAUUCAGUAAAUUUUGGGAUUGAAUUUAUUUCAGAAGAUUUUAUCCAUUUCGUAGUCCAGAACUACUAUGCAUCUAUCGAAAAUAAUUCCACCAGGUGCCUCUGCGACCAUAUCAUUAUAUUUAUGGCAUGUUUUUUAGAUAAAUUAAGAGAUACUGCACCAGAAGAUCUUAUUCGUUUAUUAUUUGAAUGGUGGCUAAAUGCAAACACAAAUUACAUUUCAACACUUCAAUAUUUGCUUCCAAUUAUUAAAUCACAUCUGGACAUAUUUAUUGAACAUUGCCAUAAGAGAUAUGACUUCUUUGAAAGGAUAUUAUCAAAUCCUCUCAACUCAUUACCAAAAGAACAAAUUCGAAAAUAUUAUGAAGAUUUAACUGAUUUCUUUAAACUUAUCGUUUCAAAUUCCACACACAGAUUUUAUUUAAAGCUUCUUAAGAUGGGCUUUCUCCAAAUUAUUUCUAAUAUUCUUAAUAUUUUUGAAUCAGAUAAUUUUGGCAUAAUUCACAAGCGAAUAUACUCAAUUAUCGGGAUAAUGAUGAGUCAAUCACCCACUAUUGCAGACUUCUUUGCUGAAAAUAUUGAAAUAUUCCAUAAAUUGAUUCCACAAAAUAUAUCUGAGAUAUCAAGUGAGCAAAAACAUUGCGUCCUCAAACUUUUCAGUAAAUCAUCUCCAUUAUUAUCAAUACAAAGUGUCAAAAACAUAUUUGGCUCUACAGAUUUUCUCCAAAUCCUUAUUUGGGGAAUAUUAGAAUAUCAUCAGAAACUUGGAAAAAAUUGCAUUUUAGGAUUGACAAAACUGUUGGAUAACUAUCCAAAUUGCCAAGUUGCUGUGCUAGUUUAUGAUGAAAUCAAUGAAAGUGAUCUGUUUGAUGACUAUUUUGAUUCUGAUAUAGAUAAUGAAGAAUUUGAAACCGCAAUGGACAAUUUUAUUGAUUUAUUCGAAAAAAUUCCAGAGAAUUCACAGCAAAUAGCUUCAUGA